Molecule: messenger RNA, 228 nt
Organism: Parnassius apollo (apollo)
Lineage: Eukaryota; Metazoa; Arthropoda; Insecta; Lepidoptera; Papilionidae
Source: the annotation of a GenBank genome assembly
AUGUAUGAGGAUAACUCUAGAGCCAUGCAUUCCUUCAAAACCCACUAUACGGUAUUGAUGGGAGACUUCAAGGCAAAACUAAGUACAAGAGAAAGCGGUGAGCUGAAGUUAGGGAAAUUUGGAAUAAGGCAACGGAACCCUAGAGGCCAGCAGCUGGCCGACUUUAUGGAGAAAGAGGGACUCUUUAUGAUGAACUCUUUCUUCCAGAAGCGGCCGCACAGGAAGUAG